Suillus subaureus is the source of this 1061-nucleotide messenger RNA. RefSeq lists its product as uncharacterized. The record is from RefSeq and is a predicted model, not a curated record. The transcript is spliced from 3 exons. Lineage: Eukaryota; Fungi; Basidiomycota; Agaricomycetes; Boletales; Suillaceae. Bases 108 to 788 code for a protein of 226 amino acids.
ACCAGUCCUCCCUUUAAAUUUCCUCCAGGCCUCGAGCUUUCGGGCAACCAAGAGACAAACACACAUUCAUUCAACGAUUACCCUGAUUCAUCCCACAAUUUUCAGAAAUGCUGACAUUCAGCGUCCUCGUCCUUGUAGUCCUAGGAUAUGCUGAUGCAUCACCCUCUAAAAGGCAUCUUAGCACAAGUUGUGACCUGUCCUGUGCAAGACUCCAAGUGCCUGCUAAUCAGACGCAGCUCAUUGCGCCCACAUACGCACCGAGCUUCAUUGGUAUUGGUGUUGGUACUCAAAACUACACUUGUAAUGCCACCGAAUCCACAUACGCACUUGUCGGGGCUCUCGCAGAAAUUUUCGAUAGCUCAUGUUUAUACGGUACCCCUGCUUUCGAGAGCGCUCCAACCAGGGUUUAUGAUGUGUGGUCUGCCACUACUGGUAUAAAAAUUCGGGAGGUCAUCACCAUCCUGGGGCUCACCCACGAUCCCGCCGUGCUUGGACAACACUAUUAUGUUCCAAACCCUGUGGGGUCCGGCUUGUCUCCAAAAUGGGACUUCACAUCAUCUGGGGUGACAGCUGGAAAUCCGAAUGCCUACGUCACUGGUGCUAAAAUUGGCGACCUACCUAGCUCGAACUCGAGUAACAUUGAUAACUUGAUGGUCAAAGCUGUUGAGGGAGAAUUAGCUAGCGAGGUUUUCAGGGUGGAGACCAACGGAGGUCAGCCGCCCACACGGUGUGUGGCAGGAGACUCGAACAUUACUGUCAAAUACACUGCUCAAUAUUGGUUCUUCUAAUGAAAACAUUUUAGAACGUAACCUUGGACUAUCUAUCCUACGUCGAUAGAACCCCGCUCGUACUGCCGUCUAUUUCCAUUUUAUAUAACAUACUCUUUUGUCGUCUCAAAAAGCCUUCAAAAUCAAACCACAAGCAAGGUAAACGGAGGUAGAUGGUCCAAUCGGGUUUUUGGCGGAUGCGAUGAUAUAUCUCGUGGUGAAACCCCCCGAAAAUGCUGCCUCGUUCGAGAACCUCGGUCUCCUGUUUAUGUAAACCUUUCACUUGGUUGACUC